This is a messenger RNA of Fulvia fulva, 1050 nucleotides long. Its product is annotated as Maintenance of ploidy protein mob2. Gene Ontology annotation, molecular function: protein kinase activator activity. The transcript is spliced from 4 exons. Lineage: Eukaryota; Fungi; Ascomycota; Dothideomycetes; Mycosphaerellales; Mycosphaerellaceae. The record is from RefSeq and is a predicted model, not a curated record. Gene Ontology annotation, cellular component: nucleus; cytoplasm. Gene Ontology annotation, biological process: signal transduction; cell division; positive regulation of protein phosphorylation. Bases 1 to 1050 code for a protein of 349 amino acids.
AUGUCGUCCUGGAUGAACAAUCUACGCAACUUGGGACGUGGACCCAGUCAGCAACGCUCGACCCCGAACCAGCAGCCAAGCGGCCAGCCACCAAGCCGUGGCGGCAAUUCGUCACCAUCCGCAAACAGCCCAUCUUCACUCGCACCACCGACCAUCCCAGCAACACCUGCAUCUCCCUCACUCACGGUCCCGAUGCAGAACAACGAGCAAGCUCAUCAAGCCAACCAGGGCCACCAAGGCCCCAAGAAAAACCCGCCGUUCUUCUUCCGCGAAAAGCUCUGCGGCUUCAUAGUCAAAGGCAACUUCAUGACACUUGGCGCAAAGCCCCACAUGCUCGAGGAAGGAGAGUGGAUCGCUCAUCAAGUGGUUGAGCAAAACCGUCUUCUUGGCGGCAUGGUCAAGAUGACGCAGACUGAAGAUCGCAGUACCGGCGUCCCCGUUUGCAACGUGAAGGACUGUCCAACAAUGUCAGCCGGCCCCGUCACCUGGACAUGGAUCGACACUCGCUCGCAGCCCAUCAACUUACCGGCCCCGACCUACAUCAAGCACAUCCAAACAUGGGUGGCUGGCAAAAUUCAAGAUGAGAGCCUUCUGCCAACCAACAACUUUCAGACUGCUCCGCCGCUCCCCGAUCCGCAGCAGGUUGCGAACGAUCCAAAUCACUGGCUGGGCAAGAGCUCUGGCUUCCCGCAGCGCUUCGAGACAGAAGUCAAGAUGAUGUACAAGCAGAUGUUUCGCAUCUACGCCCACCUCUACUGGCAGCACUGGCUGCAGUUCUGGGAUCUGAGCUCUCACACCCAUCUCAACACCUGCUUCAUCCACUUCAUCAAUGUCGGCAGAAUCUUCGGCCUGCUCACCGAAAAGGACACCGAGGCCAUGCAGCCACUCAUCGACCUGUGGAUUGCCCGUGGCGACAUACCCCAAGUGAGUGUGAACGGAAAUGUCGCCACUCCUCCUACUGCUGCUUCGACUACCACUACCGCCGCUCCUCCAUCGGCAAGUGCAGCCAACACUCAGCCCCCAGGUGCUGCGCCCGGCUCCGUGUCUUGA